AUGAGCGACAGAGGCAUUCUAAGAAAGUACAAGAUCGUCUUUUUGGGCGACCAGAGCGUCGGCAAGACGUCAUUGAUCACAAGGUUCAUGUAUGACACCUUCGAUGAGCAGUAUGCGGCCACCAUAGGCAUAGAUUUCCUCCUGAAGACAAUGUAUUUGGAGGACAACAAGACCGUGCGGUUGCAGUUGUGGGACACGGCGGGCCAGGAGCGGUUCCGCUCGUUGAUUCCAUCGUAUAUCCGUGAUUCACACGUUGCCGUGGUGUGCUACGAUAUCACCAGCAAGAAAUCGUUCAGUUCGUUGGAGAAGUGGGUCAGCGACGUGCGCAUGGAGCGUGGCGACGACGUGAUUGUGGUGAUUGUGGGCAACAAGUCAGAUUUGAGCUCCAAGCGCCAGGUUAGCGUGGAGGAGGCCGAGGAGUUCUGCAAGCAGAUUGGCGGCAAGUUUCUCAUUGAGACGUCGACGAAGGCCAACCACAACGUGAAGCUUCUAUUCAAGAAAAUCGCACUGUGCUUGCCGGAGUUCAGCGAGAGCGGCGACCAGCAGCAGCAGGCUGAGACAGUGGACGUUAGCAUCGACACCUCUGCGCCGCAGGGAUCGACGAGUUGUUGCUAG
Molecule: messenger RNA, 615 nt
Organism: Candidozyma pseudohaemuli
Lineage: Eukaryota; Fungi; Ascomycota; Pichiomycetes; Serinales; Metschnikowiaceae
Product: Rab family GTPase
Exons: 2
Coding region: 1-615 (204 amino acids)
Molecular function (GO): GTP binding; GTPase activity
Source: RefSeq, a predicted model, not a curated record